AUGUUAGCAUCAUCACCACCACUACCGCCAGCCCCUCCAUCUCUGGCAUCAUCAGCCGUGCAUAUGAGAAAAUUUUCUCAAGAUUUGACAAUUAAAUUUAGUUGUUCAGAAUGCAGAAGCGCCAAUCCUAAUCUUAUCGAAGAUUAUGCAUCUGGGGAUGUUGUAUGUCGGGAUUGUGGGGUCGUUGUUCACGAUCGAAUAAUAGAUACUAGGAGCGAAUGGCGAUCAUUUGCCAAUGAUGGAACAUCUGGAAAUGAUGACCCAUCUCGUGUCGGAGGGCCUCAAGACCCGCUGAUGUAUGGGGAGGGGGAUGACGAGACGUUGACCAUUGAAUCAACGCUCAUUUCCUCCCUCCCUAAGGGAAAAGAUGGAUCUUCGUUUUCUUCAUCCGGAUCGUCAUCUGGCUCUUCAUUUGAUCUUGCAAAAAUACAGAACAAGACAAGUAUGAAAGCCUCGGAUCGAAAUAUUAUCCACGCCUUUAAAAAUAUUUCUAUCAUUUCAGAACGAAUUGGACUUCCAAAAAGGAUUGCAGAUUGUGCUAAGCAUCUGUUUAAAAAGGUUGAGGAUGGGAAGUUGUUAAAGGGAAAGCCAAUGGAUGGGAUCAUCGCUGCAUGCGUCUACAUCGCUUGUCGAAUGGAGCGCGUUACACGGACAUUUAAAGAGAUAUCGCUUCUGACGAUGAUUCCAAAGAAGGACAUUGGUCGGUGUUAUAAGGCGCUUUUUCCAUAUCUAUAUCCGCAGGGUGAAAUACAUACAAAUGGUGCCAUUACGCCAAAAAUGACGUCAGCUUUGAUGCAGCCAAAUUUGUCAGCCUCGAAGGCCGUUGCUGGGGGUUCUGAACAACGCCCAAUGGGAUCCAUUAUUUAUAUACAGGAUUUUAUGGCACGAUUUUGCUCAAACCUUUCCCUUCCAAUGGAGGUGCAAAAAAGCGCAUUGCAGCUGUGUCAAAAGGUGCAAUUCUUGGACUGUCUCUCUGGAAAGAGCCCAGUAUCUAUUGCAGCAACAAUCAUAUACAUGGUGACCUUGCUUCAUCCCCAGUACAGACGGCCAGCUAGAGAUAUUUCAAUGGUGACUGGAAUAUCCGAGCUGACCAUUAAGAAUACGUAUAAAGAGCUCUACCCACAUCGACACAUUAUAAUCUCCCCCGACGUUGCAUCAAAACAUAGCAUUGAGAACAUGCAUCCGUCUUAG
Messenger RNA from Mitosporidium daphniae, 1191 nucleotides. RefSeq lists its product as uncharacterized. The record is from RefSeq and is a predicted model, not a curated record. Gene Ontology annotation, biological process: transcription initiation at RNA polymerase II promoter; transcription preinitiation complex assembly. The transcript has 2 exons. Gene Ontology annotation, molecular function: RNA polymerase II general transcription initiation factor activity; TBP-class protein binding. Gene Ontology annotation, cellular component: transcription preinitiation complex; nucleus. The coding region runs from base 1 to 1191 and encodes 396 amino acids. Lineage: Eukaryota; Fungi; Microsporidia.